This is a messenger RNA of Fundulus heteroclitus (mummichog), 1628 nucleotides long. RefSeq names its product G protein-coupled receptor 184 (gene gpr184). Bases 445 to 1476 code for a protein of 343 amino acids. The record is from RefSeq and is a predicted model, not a curated record. Gene Ontology annotation, cellular component: membrane. Gene Ontology annotation, molecular function: G protein-coupled receptor activity. Lineage: Eukaryota; Metazoa; Chordata; Actinopteri; Cyprinodontiformes; Fundulidae. Gene Ontology annotation, biological process: G1/S transition of mitotic cell cycle; negative regulation of G2/M transition of mitotic cell cycle; G protein-coupled receptor signaling pathway. The transcript has 2 exons.
UGGCAUGCACAUGUGCAAACCUAAAGUCACGUCCUUCGUCUGUACAGUUCCCCGCCCUGUUUUGUAGUUCAUUUCUUCCACUCUGCCUACUCAACGCUGAAAUGUAAGCUGCGACUGCUGCCGGGAAGUCGCAAAUAGGACAAAAUCAACAGGCAGUGCACAACAAGAGAAGCUCUCGCACUCCCUGGUAACUACUUUACUAGCUAAUCAUUUUGUCACCCACUUCGGAGGACAAUGUGAGACUGUAAUGGCUGGAUUUUAAAUGAGGGAUUUUUUUUUCCCCCUCUGAAGAACAUUUUCUGACUUGCAGGAACUGAAGCUGAAGCGUCUGUGGAAUGUGUCUACACUUUGGAUGGUAUACAGCUCUUCAUCAAACAACACAUCCUUGAACAAAAACAGCAGGUGACCUUCUCAUCCAGACAGCAGCUGAACACCCAAGACACAAUGAACGCCACGACACCAACGACAACCACAAAUGAAACAUGUGUUACAAUCGGCAACAGUCCCAUCAGCGACUUCCUGAUGGCUGUUUACAUCCUUGCUUUUGUCCUGGGCUUGACUUUUAAUGUGCUGACUUUGUAUCCAAUAUGGCUGCAAGUGAAGCAGCAGAACGUUUUAGGCAUCUUCCUGCUAAGCCUGUCUGUAUCUGACUUGCUUUUCAUCUUCACCAUGCCCCUUUGGAUAAAUUAUUAUCGCAUGGACCACAAGUGGGGACUAGGUGUGACCUCCUGCAGUGUAGCAGGAUUUUUUUACUACACCAACAUGUAUAUCAGCAUCUUUCUGCUGUGUUGUAUCUCUGUGGACCGCUGCCUGGUGGUCUCUUAUCCUCUCCACUUUAGGCGCUAUCGGACAUCCAGCUACGCAUGGAUCCUGUGUUCCACAGUGUAUGUUGUAGUUAUAACUUUUCACAUAGUCAUUCUGUGGAAUGACAACUUAACAGAUACCCAUGAUGACAAUAACGACAAUGACCGUUGUUAUGAGACUUACCCGAUGGAGAACUCUAUGGCCGUUUUUAAUAUGGUCAGAGUGGGAAUCGGCUUCAUGCUCCCACUGCUUGUGUUGGCAGUGAGCUACUGGAGGGUGCUGGCCACUGUGGGAAAAAGUCAUGGCCUGAACGCCCAGGUUAAGAGAAAAGUUCGUAUGCUAUCCUUUGGGGUAAUCGGUAUCUUCUCAUUUUGUUUUGCGCCUUAUCACAUCAUCCUCUUUAUACGCUCACUUGUCUACUUCAACAACAGUGACCACACAGCGAGUGGAGAUUACUGCAAAUUUGAAAGAAAAGUGCACUUCCCUUUUUCAUGCAUGCUGGCACUUUCCAGUCUGAACUGCUUGGUGGAUCCAGUGCUGUAUGUUCUUGUCAGUAAUGGAGUAAAAAAUCAACUCCUUCUGUGCAGGAGAAAGCCUGUACAGAUGGGGACAGAGGAAUGCAAACUGACUUCAUAUAAAACAGAAAAGCAGAAAGUUAAUGCUUUAAUAUGAAAUAUAAACAGACUGUGAAGUUUUUAUGUAUUUAUUUGUGUGUAUAUACAAUAUGUUUUAAGCCAAUAUGGCCUUAAAACUGUUCACACCCCUGUCACAAUGGCAGAUUUAUGUGAUGUAAAUAAACGAGAUCAUAACAAAUCUUUUGAAAA